CUUGCAUCCUCUAAUAAAAAUCCUUUUAUUCUAUUGAAAAUUCGAACUGAAUCAUUGUCGACAAAAUGUUUCAUCCUCAUAUCGUCACAUUUAUGAUACUUAUGAUGGUUUUAGUAAAGGGUGAAAAAGAGAUGAUAUUUGAGAUGGAAAUGGAUUGGCUUAAUUCAAAGCCAGUUUCAUCUGGAAAAUCUAAUGAUAGUUCGUUGUUAUGUUAUUUGAAGUGUAAAUGCGACAAGAAAGAACACAUUGAGAAUGGCAGUAUCUACUUGAACGUUAUUAAUAUUUUUUCCAACGAAAAACACUUCAUUCUUUCUGGACCCAUAAGAAAUAUGAUGUUGGAAUGUAUGACAUCUAAUCUAUCAACAGAAACCUGUGAUCCCUGUGGGGAGAAUUAUAGCAGAUGUAAGCCUGUUGUAUCGAAGUGGUCCAAUAUAUCAAAUGAAGAUUCAACUUGCUGUGUUCAAGAGAGUUCCCUGGAAAUAUCGAAACUAGACUGGAAUAAUUUCAUCGGUUUCCCAGAAGAAGUCGUCUGCCUCAUGAAAUGUAUAAAAGCGCGCAAAAGCAUAUUCAAUGAGAGAGGAGUGGCUGAAGCAGGGAACGUCUUUACAAACACAGAAUUUGUUGACAUUAAGCACGAAAAAAAACAGACUUUCAGGCGUUGUGUAGUUAGUGGAACUGGCGUUCAUACUUGCGAAGAGAUCAUCCAUCUUUAUAUUUGCUUCUUCCGAUAUAUGAAGAAAGCCGAACCGAGAGAAUGGCUUUACUAUUGAAUUCUGAAUUACAGGAGAAUGUUUUAAAUUGAAAUUGAUAUUCAUCGUUUUGUUAUUUCAUGAAACAUUCUCAGUAAAAGUGUUCCCAAAC
Molecule: messenger RNA, 861 nt
Organism: Harmonia axyridis
Lineage: Eukaryota; Metazoa; Arthropoda; Insecta; Coleoptera; Coccinellidae
Exons: 3
Coding region: 66-770 (234 amino acids)
Source: RefSeq, a predicted model, not a curated record